Manihot esculenta (cassava) is the source of this 1527-nucleotide messenger RNA. RefSeq names its product exopolygalacturonase. Gene Ontology annotation, biological process: carbohydrate metabolic process. The transcript has 6 exons. NCBI's taxonomy places the organism in Eukaryota, Viridiplantae, Streptophyta, Magnoliopsida, Malpighiales, Euphorbiaceae. Gene Ontology annotation, molecular function: polygalacturonase activity. The record is from RefSeq and is a predicted model, not a curated record. Bases 1 to 1527 code for a protein of 508 amino acids.
AUGUAUACCGAGAAAGCUAAGCGUGGAAGGCACCAAGCGAUCUUUGAACCUGGCGAUUGGUUAUGGGUACACUUUCGUAAUGAAAGGUUUUCUAAGCAAUGGAAAUCUAACUUAGAUCCAAGAGGAGAUAGUCCAUUCCAAGUAUUAGAGCGCAUAUGCACUAAUUCUUACCGCAUCGAUUUACUUGAUUCGAGGACAAAUCCUUUUAAGGAGGGAGGAGAUGAUGCGAAUAUGGGAGAUAAGCACGUGAGCAAUGGAAUGGACGUGAAUAUCACAUUACCUCCUGGACCCAUAGCAAGGGAAGCUACAAAGAAAAUCAAAGCAUCGCUUCAACACUUAAUGAAACAAGUUGUUCGCGAAGGAAUGAACGCAUACGAAGAAAAGGCCAAGUUUGUGACAAAUGAAAAUCCAAUAGAUAAACCAGCUGCUUUUGAUAUAACAAAAUUUGGUGCAACAUCUGAUGGAAAAGCUGAUGCAAGCAAGGCUAUAAUGGAUGCUUGGAAAGAGGCUUGUGCAGCUGCUGGAUCUAGCAAAAUAUUGAUUCCAGCAGGAAAAUUCUUGGCAGGUAUAGUGAAUGUUACAGGUCCUUGCAAAGGGGCAAUAGAGGUUGAAGUUCAAGGAACCGUGCAAGCCCCACCAGACCUUGGAGGAGAUGCUUGGUUUAGUUUUAGCCAUAUUAAUCAAUUCACACUAUCUGGAAAAGGAACUUUAGAUGGUCAAGGAGAAGUUGCAUGGAAGGGAGAAUCUUGUGACAAAGAUCCAAAGUGCAAGAAAAAUCCUAUGAAUAUCAGGUUUAACUAUCUUAACCAAAGCUUAGUUCGUGACAUAACGUCUCUCAAUAGCAAGCGCUUUCACGUUACUGUAUUGGGAUGUGACAACUUCACAUUUGAAGGCUUCACAGUCACUGCACCUGAAGAUAGCGAUAAUACGAAUGGAAUCCAUAUUGGGCGAUCAAAGGGAGUGACUAUUUCUAAUACAAAAAUAGGUACUGGUGGUGAUUGUAUCUCUAUUGGUGAUGGAGCCCAAAAUCUUAAAGUUACAAAAGUUACAUGCGGACCUGGUCAUGGUAUCAGCAUAGGAAGUUUGGGCAAGUAUGAGAAUGAAGAACCUGUUUCUGGAAUCAAUGUUGCCGAUUGCACCCUUAAAAGUACAACUAAUGGUGUUAGAAUUAAAACGUGGCCUGCAUUAUUUCCUAAUAGUGCAUCUGAUAUUCAUUUCCAAGAUAUUAAUAUGGAAAAUGUCUCUAAUCCUAUUAUUAUAGAUCAAGUGUACUGUCCAUGGGAUAAAUGCAAUAAAAAGGAACCAUCUAAAGUCAAGAUUAGUGAUGUUAGCUUCAAAAAUAUAAAGGGAACUUCUGCAACUGCUCUUGCUGUUCAACUUAUUUGCAGCAGUGGAAUCCCAUGUGAAAAAGUGGAACUUACGGACAUUGACUUGACAUAUAGUGGUCCUCAAGGCCCAGCAAAAUCUGAAUGCAUUGAUGUUAAGCCAAUAAUUACAGGAAAGAUGAUUCCAGAGGGAUGCAAAUAA